Molecule: messenger RNA, 1915 nt
Organism: Parathielavia appendiculata
Lineage: Eukaryota; Fungi; Ascomycota; Sordariomycetes; Sordariales; Chaetomiaceae
Product: FAD/NAD(P)-binding domain-containing protein
Exons: 1
Coding region: 150-1634 (494 amino acids)
Molecular function (GO): oxidoreductase activity
Source: RefSeq, a predicted model, not a curated record
CUUAUAUGAGCGACCUCCAGUCGGCGCAGCAUGAGCCCCCUCAAGGAACACUUGCACCCUACCAUCCAACAGACUGAGCCAGUUAUCCUGUAACCUCGCCAUUUGUUGUUUCAUUGCUGUUACGGUACCUCACCUGCCUCUUGAACGCCAUGAAGUCGCCACAACUCGGCUUUGUCUUGGCCUUAUGGCUGAAAAGCGCAGCAAGCAUCGAGGGGUCAGGCUACUCGAAUGCUACCAUUGAUGUCGACGUUGCCAUCAUUGGCGGCGGCUCUGGUGGGAUUCACAGCGCAAUCCAACUGAAGGACGCAGGUGCUCGCGUCCUAGUUCUUGAGAAGAAAGACCAGAUCGGCGGUCACGCAGAGACCUACAUCAACAAGGAGACGGGCGUCGUUAACAACAUUGGCGUUAGCGUCUUUGAAGACACAGAUGUCGUCAAGCGCUACUUCGCCCGCCUGGGAGUGCCUACAAGCUCCGUAAGCGCAAGCCCGCCCAGUACUUUGUACGACUUUGAGCUAGGCAUUCCCAUCCCACCCCCAGACGAAGGCGCCCAACAGGCCAUUCUGGCAGCGGCCAAGGCGUACUCCCAGAAUGUCCUGAGCAAGUACGGAUGGCUUGACCAGGGUUAUUUCCUUCCCGACCCAGUUCCCGAGGAGCUCUACAUGCCAAUCGGAGAUCUUGCCGCAAAGUACAACUUCACCGCUCUGCUUCCCAUCAUGGCCCGAUUCAACUGGCACUUCGGCAACCAGACGAAGGUGCCGGCUCUGUACGGCAUCAAAGACUUUGGCCCCGACUUUCUACGCAGCACAUUCGGCCAGCUUAUUGUCUCAGGCACCGGCAACACCCGGAGCUUGUACGAUGCCGCCCUCAAGGAACUGGGCUCCAGCGUCCUUUUGAGCACCACGAUCCUGGCCGUCAACCGCCACUCGACCGGCGUCACCCUGCUCGUCUCCCAGAACGGAAUGGUCAAGACGAUCAGAGCCAAGAAGUUGCUGGUCGCCAUCCCGCCGACUCUUCAGAGCUUGAAGUCCUUUGAUCUCUCCCGGAGCGAGCGGGCCCUCUUCUCCCGGUUCUCCUCCCUUGGCUAUUUCACGGGCGUGGCCCGCGUUCCCGGCUGGAACAGCCGAUCGCUGGCAAAUGUCGGCGCCUUUACACCCUUCCACCAGCCUCUUAUACCGGGCAGCCGCGCCUUUCGUGCUACGGGAACCCCCGACGAAUUCUACUUCGGAGUGGGCUUUCCCACUGACCAGGUGGCGGAUGAAGAUGGCAAGGCCGUAGUCCGCAGACAAUUGGCUACGCUCGCCGAGGCGGGGGCAAUCCCGGCCGCCGCGGGGGACGCAGUCACAUUUUCGGCGUCCUCGUUCCAUAUGCCCUUCAACGUGCGUGUCGGGGCCGCCGACAUCAAGAAGGGCUUCUACGCUGAGCUGUUGGCACUACAGGGUUCCCGCAACACAUACUGGACGGGUGCGGCAUGGGCAGGUCAUAACAGCGCGUUGGUGUGGAAGUUUAACGAGGGCACCAUCGUUCCGGCUAUAAAGGAAGACCUUGGUCUUGAGCACCAGUUACCCUUGAGCUGGAACUCGCAUCUCCAUCUCACACCUUGGAUGCUCACAACCAUAUCCGGCGUCAAGCAUUAGGGGUUGUGAUGGCGGCCUUCUUGGCCGUUUCCCCCUUGUUGGGCUCUUUAGGACAGCCUAGUCUUGUCUCGCUGGAUCUCGCUCGAUCUUCCCAACUAUACCAUCAAUCUCAGCCAUGACUUCUGGCGUGAGUCUCUCGAGUACCUUCAAUGCCUGGCAGUUUUCAACAACCUGCUCCGGCCGCGAUGCCCCGGUGAUAACGGCAGACACGUUCGGGUUCUUCAAGCACCAUGCCAGUGCAAGUUGAGACCGAGUUAUGCCCAGUUCAUCUGCAAUUGGCU